Molecule: messenger RNA, 5396 nt
Organism: Ornithorhynchus anatinus (platypus)
Lineage: Eukaryota; Metazoa; Chordata; Mammalia; Monotremata; Ornithorhynchidae
Gene: ZHX1
Product: zinc fingers and homeoboxes 1
Biological process (GO): regulation of transcription by RNA polymerase II
Cellular component (GO): nucleus
Molecular function (GO): DNA-binding transcription factor activity, RNA polymerase II-specific; DNA binding
Source: RefSeq, a predicted model, not a curated record
CGGGCGUCGGUUGAGCGCUUCCGGGUCGAGGGGUCAGAGGUCGGAGCUGAGGCCGGGGAGGCCUCAAGAUGGCGGCGGCGGGCGGGGAGGAGGAGGAGGAGGCGGUGCGGCGCUGAGGGGACGACGACGAGGGCGGCCCCUCCACAAAAUGUCGGGGAAAGGGGAGCGGAGCCGGCAGCCUGGGGAGCCGCGGGCGUUUGUUGUGUCUCCUGCGUUAAAUGAUUGAAUUCCUGGUCACGCGUCGCCUUCCCCGCCGGACCGGAAAAGGCGCCGUGCUGCCUUUGAAUUCCACCAGUUAGUGAUGGCUUGAACUAAACCCCUCUCCCAUUUCGAGGGUGAACCAUACCGCCUCCAAGGAUCGAACGCCGAGGAAACUAUGACGAUGGCUCUUAGGAGCCGCGGGCGCCCCCGCCUUUCAUCUCCCAGCGGGAUGCUCCGUACCCGAUCGCCCCCCGGGCCAAGCAGCUAGAGGGACGUAGGGACCGAGUCCGACGAUGGAGUUGGAGCAUCCAAAAACCCAGCGGCGAAAUUAAGGCUCCCCACCCCGCCCCCGCCCCUCCACCCGAAGGACCCGAAGCUCGAUCCCGUCGCCGCCGCCUCCUCCUCCUCCUCCUCCUCCGCAAAAUGGCAAGUAGACGAAAGUCAACUCCCCCUUGCAUGGUCCUUGCCAGCCAACAAGUGGCCAGCCUAGAAACGGUAGCCGAAUCUGACGAAGGUCCCCCUCUACUUGCCCCCGCAGAGACCAGCCCCACGGUGAGCCCGGCGAGCGCGGAAGACGCCCGGGGCCGGGCGGACGACGGGCCGACCAAGAGAGUGGAAGGCGGCUACGAGUGCAAAUACUGCACCUUCCAGACGCCCGACCUGAACCUGUUCACCUUCCACGUGGAUUCGGAGCACCCCAACGUCGUGCUGAACUCCUCCUACGUCUGCACGGAGUGCAACUUCCUCACCAAGCGCUACGACGCCCUCUCGGACCACAACCUGAAGCACCACCCGGGCGAGGAGAACUUCAAGCUGAUCAUGGUGAAGGGCAACAACCAGACGAUCUUCGAGCAGACCGUCAACGACCUGACCUUCGACGGCAGCUUCGUGAGGGAGGAGGCGGAGGCGGCCCGGGCCGAGCCCCCGGAGCCCCCGUCCCCGCCGGGCAUCUCCAUCAGCAAGACCCCCAUCAUGAAGAUGAUGAAGACCAGGGCGGAGACGAAGCGGAUCGCCGUCUUCCACAGCCCGGCCGGAGAGCCCGGCGAGGAGAGGGAGCGGGAGGCGGACCGGAGCCCGGCCUCGUCGGACUCCGGCUCGGCCCCGGGCGGCGCCCCGCCGGACCCCCCGGCCGCCCCGGUCCUCCGGCCCGGGUUCGCCCAGGUGAUAGCCACCGUCUCCGCCCCGCAGAACCCCGGCCUGCUCCCCAAGGUCCUCAUCCCCGUCAGCAGCAUCCCGGCCUACAACGCCUCCCUGGACGCCAACCCCCUGCUGCUGAGCACCUACAACCGCUUCCCCUACCCGACCGGCUCGGAGAUCACCGUCCUGUCGGCCCAGGCCCGGCACACGGAGGAGCAGAUCAAGAUCUGGUUCUCCGCUCAGCGGCUGAAGCACGGCGUCAGCUGGACCCCCGAGGAGGUGGAGGAGGCCAGGCAGAAGCAGUUCAACGGCGCGGUGCACACGGUGCCCCAGACCAUCACGGUCAUCCCCGCCCACCUGUCCCCGGCGGGCAACGGCCUGCCCUCCAUCCUGCAGACCUGCCAGAUCGUCGGCCAGCCGGGCCUGGUCCUCACCCAGGUGGCCGGGGCCGCCCCCAUCGCCCUGACGGUGGCCGGGGUCCCCGCCCAGCCUCAGGCGCAGAAGAGCCGGGCUCGCGCCACCCCGCCGCCCCCGCCGCCGGGCGACGGCCAGCCCGCCGCCGCCCCGGCGCCCCCCCAGCCCCGGGACCCCCGGCCCGAGGCGGCGGCGCCCCCCGACGCGGCGGGCGUCCGGGCCAAGAAGACCAAAGAGCAGCUGGCGGAGCUGAAGGUCAGCUACCUGCGGGGCCAGUUCCCGUCCGACGCGGAGAUCGCCCGGCUCAUGGGCGUCACCGGCCUGACCAAAGGGGAGAUCAAGAAGUGGUUCAGCGACACCCGCUACAACCAGCGGAACGCCAAGGGCCAUCAGGGCGGCCCCCCCGGCGGCGGCGCCAUCGUCAUCGACUCCGGCGACGAGACGGCCGAGCCGCCGCCCGCCGGCGGGGGCCCGCGCCUGCGGGGGGCCCGCGGGCCCGCCCCCGACUUGCCGCCGCCGCCGCCGAAGGCCCGGGAGAAGACGGCCGGGCAGGCGGGGGCCCCCGGGGCCGGCCCCGUCCCGUCCGACGGAGAGCCCGACGGGCCGGGGGCCCGGGCCGGGCCCCCGCACCGGGACGCGGACGCCCGGUUCGCCCCGAGGAGGAGGCCGGGGGCCUCCGGGCGGGAGGACCGGGGAGAGGAGGAGGAGGAGGAGGAAGAGGACGACGACGACGACGAUGAGGAGGGGCAGGAGGAGGAGGAGGAGGACGACGACGACGACGAGGCGGGACCCGGCGGUUGUCGAGACGGGGCCGGGGGAGGAGGGGCGGCCCCCGGGGAGGAGGCGGGCGGACCCAGGUGGAGCGCGGCGAACAAGGCGGGCAAAAAGUCCCCCGAGCAGCUGCACCUCCUGAAGAGCGCCUUCGUGCGCACCCAGUGGCCCUCGGCGGAGGAGUACGACGGGCUGGCCCGGGAGAGCGGGCUGGCCCGCACGGACAUCGUCAGCUGGUUCGGCGACACCCGCUACGCCUGGAAGAACGGCAACCUCAAGUGGUACUUCCACUAUCACCACCACCGCCACCACCACCGCCCCCACCACGGGCCCGGCCCCGACAGGCCCAACGGACAGCCCCCGGCCAGGAGGAGGGGCCGCGGGAGGCCCAAGGGCAGGGGCCGGGGCAGGCCGCGGGGGCGGCCCCGGGGGGGGGCGGAGGCGGACCCCGGCGGCCGCGACCGGGGGGCCUCGCUCCUCAGGUUCAAGACGGGCCCGGCGGUCCUGCGGGACUACUACGUGAAGCGCGGCUUCCUCGACGAGCAGGACCUGGACGACCUGGUGGCCCGCUCCCACAUGGGCUACGGGCAGGUGCGGGACUGGUUCGCCGAGAGGCAGCGGCGGGCCGAGGCGGGGCUGGCGCUCUUCGAGGGGGACGGCGCCGGCGAGCGGCCCGCCGGCGACCGGGGCGGGGCGGGGGAGGAGGAGGAGGAGGAGCGGGACGAGGAGGAGGAGGACGAGGACGAGGAGGAGGAGACGGACGACAGCGACACCUGGGAGCCCCCCCGCCACGUUCGGCGUAAGCUCGCCAGGGCCGGGGAUUGACAGCUAUCCAACAGGGCGAAGCCAUUGCCGAGAACCUCAAGGAGACUGACCGCCACCAGGCCAAUUCUCACAUGAAGCCGCGAACAUCUUCGGACCGACGCAGACACCCUUCACUCUCUCUCGCAGCGUAGGACAGAACACUCGAAUGGAGCGGAAUUUAAUGUUGUGCCAAAGUUUAAAAACAAAAAAAAACAAACACAAAGACUACUGCGGAAGGGGAAACUUGCGCACUGUAAAUAAAAAAAACCCCGACGAAAAGACAACUUGUAAAAAAAAAAAAAAAAAAUGCAGAUUUUAAUGCAGUACAUUUUUAUUAUGAUACAUAAUGUAUUUCUUAGGCCUUUUCAAGGGGAUUCAGUGACCACUAGAUUAUUGUCCUCUAAUAUUUUAUCCCGCUUAAUACCGUACGUUCUAGUAAAAGAUGGGGUUCACGAUCUGUGGUCUUUGAUAUGUGAUUAAGCUUAUAGCUUUGAGUGACCAAACAUUUUACAGAGUAAAAGCUCUUAGAAGCAGUAAAGAGGAAACAUAAAAAAAAACAACCAAAAAAACCCCAACAAACCCCACAGGAAACGAAGGCUCUCCGUGUCUUAUUUAUCGGGCUCUGCACUAACGUUGAAAACCGUGCACGUAUUUGUACGACUCGUACAUCGAGGAAAACACAACCGUCCUCACUCCGCGCAGAGUAAAGGCGCUUAAUGAAUACGAUUGAAUGAAUGAAAUUGCACUUCCCCGCCGUCGGUACGGCAGGCGUCGUUCCCGGCCCUUUCAAGGCGAAGACCCGAACGGAUGCUGCGGUUGAUAGCUCUGUAGGAUUUCUGUUACCGCUUUUAGUCGAAGCCAGCCCGCCUCCUCCCGAACAACCCCAAGACGUCUUCGUACCGAGGGGAAGAAGCCGGCGCGGUAACGGACAGAGAGAGGGACGCUUACUGUAGACUUCAUACCAAAAAAUGUGAAAAAGAAGCGCGUCGUCGACAUCUGCUUCGGAGAAUUCUUUUCAAUCAUCUGGGAGCCAGAACGUGUCGGCUUAGGUCGUGUUUAGGCGUUCUGAUUUUUGAAGAAUUUAUCCCUCAGUAAGGUUGGCUAACUGACCCAAAGCCAAUUAAAAGUUAACUUUUCACUUAGAGAUCAUUUAACUGUCGACUAUUAACCUUUUGCCCUGUCAGGAGACUGAAUGUUCUUACUAACUUAUUUGUAAAGACUGGUGCUGUUCAUUGUUCUGAGGGAUGUUUGCUUCUCGUGACUACAAGGACCAUUAAAAAGAAAAAAAAUUGCUUUCUUCACGGAGUAAAAGUUGAAUCGAGUGUUGAAUUGCAAAAUACUCGUUUGAACGACCAGGUCUAGUGGGUGUGACCAGGUUAGUUUGAGACGGCCUCUUGGGAGAGAAAUCUUAAACUCUUCGCUUACGCCUAAAACGCCUCCUGAAUGAAUGAAAAGGUUACCGUGCAUGUCGCUUUCAGUUUUUAGAUAAAUCGUUUAUCUUAUUUUUAACUACUGUUAGUAAUUCCAAAAUAUUGCUAUUCGGUUGGUCUCUUCACUGCAGACAAGCUGGCUUUGUGGGUGGCUUUUUUUCAUACUACCGUCAACUUUUUUUUUUUUUUAACAAUACAGAGUAUGCAGCCAUUUAAUGAAUCGCUCUCUUCCUUUUUACUUUUUUACAACUCUAUAGGACAAGCUAUAUUGUAAUGAUUAAAUUGCUCCUUUUUGAAUCAUCGCCCGACGUGGUCUGAAAACUAUUUUGACAGCAGGUUUUAAACCGUUUCGGUCGUUAAACUGAUUCGUUCCGCUUCCGACGUGGUAAUUUGAAGCCUUUGAAUAUAUUUAUAUUGUUUCCAUUUCAAUAACGUUAAUCGUACGUAGUUGUAAAUAAUCAUUACUGGAAUUUUUUCCAUCCUUCCUCAUUUUAAGUCUCCAUACCUAAUGCCGCUCUGGUGUUUGCUAGCUUUUUAAAUUAUUUAUUACAGGGCAAGGUGGGAGGGAGCGGGGGCGGCUGCCUCUCCGAAUUGAUUUUUGUCUUUGAAUACAUAAUAAAGGUCAGUAAUCAGUAGCAA